Messenger RNA from Amorphotheca resinae ATCC 22711, 1655 nucleotides. RefSeq lists its product as hypothetical. The transcript has a single exon. Bases 229 to 1593 code for a protein of 454 amino acids. Gene Ontology annotation, molecular function: protein phosphatase regulator activity; phosphoprotein phosphatase activity. Gene Ontology annotation, cellular component: Nem1-Spo7 phosphatase complex. Lineage: Eukaryota; Fungi; Ascomycota; Leotiomycetes; Helotiales; Amorphothecaceae. The record is from RefSeq and is a predicted model, not a curated record. Gene Ontology annotation, biological process: nuclear envelope organization.
CACCAACCCCCUCCGCGGCUCUUUCACGCUUCAUUCACAUCGUCUUGCUCUGCUAUAUCUUCUUAGGAAUCCAUCCCAGCUCCGAAGUCCAUAUCUGCGAUCUCGUCGACCCCUGAUGUUUCGCGUUAUGCUAUAACUUUCCAGCUGCAGCCCGGGGACGAUCCCUUCGCAUCAAUCAUGAUAUCUCAUCUCCAUAGCGCAUAGCUUUGGGCCUUGACUCUGACCGCAAUGUCGAAUCUAGAUCAGCUUGUAAAGGGCGCCCCUCCUCCUGGGAGCCACUAUAGCAUCCCAACCACCAGUCCCAUCGAAUCACCCGACAAUCCAAAUCCUUCUUUGUCGGAUCCUCUAGCUUCCCUACCCUCGUCGCCUCCGCAGAUAUACUUGAACCUGUUGAUCCUCGAAGCUUCUUUGCGCGCUCAAUGGCUCCAGCUGCGGACGAGACGACGACAACAUACCUUCUUCCUAACCCUGCUUGGACUAUGGAUUCUCUACUUCGGAUACGCCUUGUUCCUCGCACCGAGGGAGGAUGGUAGCGGCGUUGGUGGCUCCGUAUACUGGGUCGUUGAAGUUACAGAGAGGGUCUGCUUCAUGGGCGGAAUCGUGACAGGAAUAUUAGUAUGGGGAACCGGGCAGUGGGAACGAGGCAUUCGUUGGCCAAGGCGAUGGGUGUGGACGACAAACAGAGGCUUAAGAGGUUUCAACUGCAAGCUAGUAGUCAUCAAACAAUCCUGGUGGAGGGAAAUCCUGUCCACGUUGUCUUUUCUCCUCUCAUACGGCUUGUUUUCCAGAAACAGCGGGAGUUCAUAUCGAUAUGUGGAUCAGUCGCUUUUGCUGGAAUCUGAGAAGGCAUCACGCAGCGGAGGGCACCAUGCGCUACCGAAUAUACAUGAGGACGACGUAACAGCGGGUUACGAGGAAGAUCUUGCGCCAGGGGGGGAUCAUAUUAAGCUUCUACUGCUUCCGAAGCCUUUCUCCCCCAACUUCCGCGAGAAUUGGGAUAUAUACCGAACAGAAUAUUGGGAGAAAGAAAAUGAGCGUCGUGCUAUACUACGAAAGAAGAUCAAGGAUCGGGAAAGAAAGCUCAUGAAGCAACAAGGAGGAUGGCUAUGGUGGCUGGGUUUCCGUGGUUGGAACCGACGUAACGUCCAUGAUAUCGAGAAGACGCACCCCCCUCACCGUCAGGGGACCAUUCAUAAGGAUCACAAACGCACUCAGAGUCUGAAUACUCGCUCUGGAUCCCAUUCUAGGACUUCCUCUCGAAGCACCACCCCACCUACAGAGCAAGAGAUUGCUUCCCCGGGUCGCCGUGGGAGCACCGCGUCGAGUGCAUCUGAGCGAAGAAAGAAGAAGGCGACAUCGGGAAGUAAAGUCCAAAGGCUCACUCCCUCUGGGACGCCCUCAGCAGCUCCGGAAGUACAGUCUCCCCUUGCAAGGCAGAAUAGCUUCACGAGUGUGUCUUCCGCGGAUAGUGAGCGUUCUUCAACGGCUGUGACAGGAGAUGGUGAUUCGGUUAGAUCUCUGAGGUCUUCUGCCCGACCUGGAGGAAGUCCAGAACGUAAACCUGGGUCAGGAAAAGCAGCGAAAAGUAUUUAGAAUAGCAAAUCGAGGUCAACAUUACCGUAGUCCUGAUAUAUUACGUUCAUAGCAAUGGCCAG